AGGAGCAGCGCAGCAUUUCAGUUGGACGACAAUGGCCGUGUGCUUGGGGUCGUCCGCGAGUCCUCUUCUUCAGUUUCGCACCAACUAAUUGAAGAGCUCAUGGUAUUGGCGAAUCACGUGGUGGCAGAGUCCCUGCUCAAAGCGGGAAUUUCAGAUGGACAGGGCGAGGUGGCCUCAGAAGCGGCGGUGCAACGUCCACUGCUGCGCUGUCAUCCAGAUACCGAAGAGGAGGUGAAAAAGGCCUUGGUGGAGAUUUUGCCGCAGGAGUUGCAGCAUCGGGCUUCAGUGGAUCAACCUCUACAAGCUCUACUGCUGUGGUGCAGUCAAGAACUUCCACCGAUCAAGUACGAGGCUGUGUGUGACACCGUGCUGAAGUCCUUCAAGGAAGCCAAUUACAUGGUGGCCGAAGGCACGGAGGAGGACGUGGAGCAUUGGGCGUUGUCCUUACCUUCGUACAUGCAUUUCACAUCUCCAAUUCGUCGCUACGCGGAUGUCUUGGUCCAUCGAAGGUUGGCUCAUAUUCUCGACAUUGACACCAAUACUGAGAAGCCUAUGGUGCAAAGUCAUCAGGCUUUUCUGGAUACGCUGAAGAAUGCCGUCGAUGUGUGCAAUACGAAGAAACGCGAUGCGCAAGAUGCGCAAAUGGAGGAGAUCCAAAUUGUCCUCUCUGACUAUGUGCACCGAAGUGGAGGAAUCGAAGUGGAUGAUGCAGUCAUUACUCGAAUCCUGGUGUCCGAUGCCCGAGUAGACCAUGUGCCUGGAGAUGAAAGUCAACAUGAGCCGCAGAGCCGAGAGAGUCGAGAGACCAGCGAAAAGGUGAGGUGCGAAACGAUGUCGUCGUACUUUGGCCACUUGGACUCCUCAAUCGAUGAUGACCUUGAAGAGAGGCUUCACAACUGGAUUGAGAAGAGCCGGGCACCUGAGGACACUUCCGCUGACUCGCUGGAAGAACUUCAUAAGAAGAUAAAAUGGGUUCGUAGCAGCAUUUCGCAUCAUACUGCGCGCUUGGGUGGGCCGUGGUUGCCCCCCACCUUGCCUUUCCUAUUGACAUUUGAUCCUCGCACAAGGAUCUUCGCCAUUUCUUUUGCUAACCUCCUCUGCAUCGACAUCGACGAAAAGGACGGCUGCGACAAGACGACGGCGGCCGAAGUGGUGGAGCGCUACGCCAAAAGCCACGGCCUCACGUUUCGUCUGCUGGAAACAGAUCGAGGGAUGCACGCCUAUUGCACUUCAAGGAC
Cladocopium goreaui is the source of this 1238-nucleotide messenger RNA. The record is from the annotation of a GenBank genome assembly. Lineage: Eukaryota; Dinophyceae; Suessiales; Symbiodiniaceae.